Messenger RNA from Drosophila serrata, 540 nucleotides. Its product is annotated as ubiquitin-conjugating enzyme E2-17 kDa-like. NCBI's taxonomy places the organism in Eukaryota, Metazoa, Arthropoda, Insecta, Diptera, Drosophilidae. The record is from RefSeq and is a predicted model, not a curated record.
AUGACAACACUAAAUAAGCUACAGCCACCAGGAAGUGCUUCUCCUCCUCUGAGUCAUGGCUACCAGAAGCUAGGGGAUGCUAGGGAAGCUGCGAUGGUCUUAGGAACGCCCAGAUCCUCCCAUAUUGACCUCACUCGACCCCGUUCUUUAAGGCGAUGCACAGACAGCGUAGCUGUACAAAGGAUUCAGUGUGAACUUAACAAGUUUUGGACAGAAGCGCCCGAAGGUUGCCGCCGCAUCGAUGUUGACGAGAAGGAUAUAUUUCGUUGGAGGGCCACCAUUGAUGGUCCACCUAAUACUCCCUAUGAGGGCGGGAUAUUUGAUCUAGAAAUCAACUUUGAUGAGGAAUAUCCGUUUAAACCGCCCGAGGUUAAGUUUCUUACACCCGUAUUUCAUUGCAACAUUGCGCUGGGUGGAGAGAUAUAUCCCAAUGUAGAUGAUGCCCUGAUGCCCGAUCACGCUGCCAUGUACAAGGAGAACCGGAAGGAGUACGAUUCCCAGGCACGCCGUUGGACUCGCAGAUUUGCCAAACCUGAUUAG